Venturia canescens is the source of this 15955-nucleotide messenger RNA. Its product is annotated as acetylcholinesterase-like. The coding region runs from base 1781 to 3883 and encodes 700 amino acids. Lineage: Eukaryota; Metazoa; Arthropoda; Insecta; Hymenoptera; Ichneumonidae. The transcript is spliced from 9 exons. Gene Ontology annotation, biological process: choline metabolic process; acetylcholine catabolic process. Gene Ontology annotation, molecular function: acetylcholinesterase activity. The record is from RefSeq and is a predicted model, not a curated record. Gene Ontology annotation, cellular component: plasma membrane.
UUAGCCGGCCUACAUCGCACGAGAUUGUUCGUUCGUUCGUUUUCAUAAAAGAUACAAAAAACCAACCAACUAACUAACUACCGUUCAAAUAAAAACAAACAAACAAACAAAAUAAGAAAAACUAUCCGAAGCGUUCUUUUUUAAGAACGAGCCACAUCGCACCUCCUAAUCUGUUCGGUCAUUUUAUUUCAUUUUCUUCCCGAAAUAACCACCAAACUCGUACGGAAUUAUCUUCACCUUUAUUCUCACUCAGAUCUUUUCCUUGGUGCGCUCAUUCGAACGAGUUUACCGCCGUUUGGAACAGUUCGCCACCGCGAACAGCCUUCCGGUAGACAAAUUCACUCGAAUACGAGGCAACAACCUCCGCACACAAGCAAGAGGAUCCUUCGCUCUUAGAUUCAACGAAAUCAAAGAAAAAGCUCGCUCUCCCCAUUCGACUUUAAUUGAGUUUCUAGUACGUGUGGAAAAGUUGUAACAUCGUCAGGAUAUCGGUGCAAAUUAUGCUCGUUAAACGUCCCACUUGCGCGUACAAGGCUCGUUCGACGUUUAUUAACGACGUUACGUUCGCAGAGAGUUAAAGUACCGUCUACACACACAUAUGCGUAUGCCUAUAACGCAUAUACGCAUAUGUUUAUGCACAUAUUGUAACACAGAUCAGCCGUAUGUGUAGGAUCGUCAUCGUGGUCAGCGUAAUACCAGCUUCCGGGACGAUUCCUCGCUCCAUCCACUGCGUAAUCCAACGGAGAAAGAGAGCCCGCACGGCGAACGUAGCGUGAUAAAGAGAGAGAGAGCGAGACCGAGAGAGGAAGGUUCUGGGUCGUGGGAGAGCUUGCGGUGUACUCAACGAACUCUCGUCAGCUAUAAACUCUCGGAAGCUGCGACGAAAGUUAAGAAAAUAUCGAGUUUCGAUACUUGCGCGUGAUGCGUUUUACGAACGAGCGUUUAAUGGACACUUCCAAACGGACAGUAUCGUCGAUAAUGUUUAAAUAAAUAAAUCGAAUAAAAUCUGUUGUUUAUUGCUGUCGAAGACGAGAGGUUUGAACAAACGUGCGGGCACGCUCUCUUCUCUUGUCUUCUCGCCUCCUGGAAAACAGAGGAACGAACUACGAGGAGAUUCCAACGGACUCUGCGCGAACGAUAUUUUUUGACUCACGCUUAUCCAAAUAUAUACUUAACGUCUUACGAAUGUGAUUUUAUCUGCAACGAGACAACGCGAUAAAGUUGUAAGUUUAUUUUUAAGAACGAGGGAGAACAAGACGCGCUGCUACACCAACUAAACCUGUAAAUGAAGAAGUGAAGAUAUUCAUCGAAAAUACGAGAGCACUGGAGAAGAUAAAUAAGUUUAAAACAUUGAUCCUCGUCCCGGACACGGAUUUCAUUAAACUGAGGAGAAAUAUCUUCUCGAUAAACUCUCGUGAUUGAAGCAACAACCACUGACAGCCCCGGAUGCCGUGCUAACAGCCGAGGCAAAUGAUCAAGAUGAGCGAUGAAUCGGUGAUGUAGCUGAUUUCCGGUAGUGAGGAAAAGUGAGAGAAGGGCCUCGUUCUUUCCCUGUCGGAGGGCAAACAUCACCGUCAUUCUCGGAGCAUCAAUCGUCGUCGUUGACAAGAGCAUCAACGGAAUAUCGUCGCCAGCGUCGAGGCUGCGUUCGCCAGGGAUCGCGACAUCACGAGAGCUCGUUGAAGCUCAAGAGCAGAAAAUAUAAACUGCCGCGCGCUCCAAGAGCGCGUCUACGACUCAUCAUCCUACCCCUCGAAUUGAAGAACGCGAGGCGACGACGAUGACGAGAGGUCGAAGUAGCUUCCUCAAUGUGGAAGCUCUGGUUGUGUUGACGGUCGUCGUGGCCUCGAGUCUCGAUCUCGGGGUGAGGUGUUCGCCCUCUCACAGGAGUAGGCACCACGCCGAUUUGUCGCACGAGGAUCAACAGCAGCAACAGCAUCAGCAACAACAGCAACAUCAACGGGAUCACGAGAGAGUUAUGAGGCCGAGCGACGUCGCUGAUAGCGAAUUGCCUCGUGCCGAGCCUUUCAGCUCUUCCAAUCCAACCGACACCGAUCCCCUCGUAAUACAAACCAGACAAGGACGAGUCAGAGGUGCGACUCUCACCGCCACCACUGGCAAAAAAGUCGACGCUUGGUUCAGUAUCCCUUACGCCCAAAAGCCCAUAGGUCAUCUGAGAUUUCGUCAUCCCCGUCCGGCCGAAGCAUGGGACGGCAUUUUGAAUGCAACAACAUUGCCAAACAGCUGUGUCCAAAUACUCGACACGGUUUUCGGCGAUUUUUCCGGUGCUAUGAUGUGGAACCCGAACACCCUAUUGAGCGAGGACUGUCUGUACGUAAACGUAGUCACGCCGCGUCCUAGGCCUACUAAUGCCGCCGUUAUGGUAUGGAUUUUUGGAGGUGGUUUUUACUCCGGUUCUGCGACCCUCGACGUUUAUGAUCCGAAGACUCUCGUUUCCGAGGAAAACAUUAUUUUCGUUUCGAUGCAAUAUCGCGUCGCGAGUCUCGGCUUUCUUUACUUCGGCACGGAGGACGUUCCAGGCAACGCAGGCUUGUUCGAUCAAAUGAUGGCGCUCCAAUGGGUCAGAGACAAUAUUGCAGCGUUCGGAGGCAACCCCGAAAACGUCACUCUUUUCGGAGAAAGCGCAGGAGCUGUUUCCGUCUCGAUGCACCUGCUUUCACCACUCUCGAGGCACUUGUUCAACCAAGCGAUAAUGCAGUCCGGUUCACCGACUGCCCCCUGGGCGAUAAUAACACGAGAAGAGUCGAUAAUGCGAGGAUUGAGACUGGCGGAGGGAGUCGGUUGUCCUCACGAUCGUAACAAAAUUCAGGAAGUGAUAGACUGCCUGAGCAAGACGGAUCCGGUGACGCUCGUCAACAACGAAUGGGGAACUCUCGGAAUUUGUGAAUUUCCAUUUGUGCCGGUGAUCGACGGUGCUUUCCUCGACGAGACACCAUCGCGUUCGAUGAUAACGGCGUCGUUCAAAAAAGCAAACAUCCUCAUGGGCUCCAACACCGAGGAAGGCUUUUACUUCAUUAUUUAUUAUUUGACCGAAUUAUUCCCCAUUGACGGGACCGACGACGUCAAAGUUUCGAGGGAAGAAUUCGUUCGCUCCGUUACCGAAUUAAAUCCCUACGUCAAUCAAAUCGCGAGACACGCCAUCAUGUACGAGUACACUAAUUGGCUCGAUCCUGACGACCCAAACACUAAUCGCGACGCCCUCGAUAAAAUCGUCGGUGAUUAUCAAUUCACGUGCAACGUCAACGAAUUCGCGGCACGUUACGCCGAAACGGGAAACACCGUUUACAUGUACUACUACAAACACAGAUCCACGAACAAUCCCUGGCCAAAGUGGACCGGCGUGAUGCACGCCGAUGAAAUAAGUUACAUAUUCGGAGAGCCUCUGAACAAGUCGAAAGGUUACACUCAAGAGGAGGCUCUUCUCUCGAAAAGGAUGAUGCGCUACUGGGCAAACUUUGCCAAAACUGGGGAUCCAAAUAUGGGAGACGAUGGAUCGUGGACCGAGGCGUUUUGGCCAGCGCACACAGCGACUGAAAAACAAUAUCUGACACUCGACACGAAUACUACGGAGAUUGGAUACGGCCCGAGGGUCCGCCAGUGCGCGUUCUGGAAAAAAUAUCUGCCCCAACUCAUCGCCUCGACUUCGAAUAUGGAAAUGAAUUCGAAAGCAACGUGCAGUGGAAGCAGCUCGUUCGUUUCGGGCGUGCAGCUGUCAUUGGUGCUUUGUCUAGUUACGGCAUUGCUGCUCAAUCAGCAGCAGCAGCGGCACGCAGCGGUGGCGUCGUUACUAAUACCAGCGAGGUUAGCGCAGCAGCUUCAGCACCGAGCAUCGCCAGCUUCAGUGACGAGAGGCUACGUUUAGUCAACGAAGUAAAGAACCCACAAAAUUCUAUCUUAUCCCAUUCCCCGCCGUUUUCUAUCCCGGAAAUGCCCAAUUUUCUCCUCAUUCUUCGCGCCUUUUUCACCGGAGUCCUCGUGGGUACGGGUUUGUCCUCUAGUUCCUUCCAUAGACGCUCCGCUUAAAUUCUCGCUUCGAAAACAAACAAAAUAACAAAUUAAAUGAAGAAUAAAAACUGUAAGACCUCGCCGCAGAGACGAGCGAGGAAUUUCCGUUCUCCUAUAUUCGAGCCCGCACUUUUUUUUCUUCCAAUUAUCUCCUCUUUCGCAUCGCCGAGAUAAUUACAGUUAUAUAUACACGUACAAAUAUACAAAACUUUGCUAUAUUUAUAUGCGUAUAUAUUGACUUCGUAAAAUACGAGUCUCGUUUAUAAUCACGCCGGAAGUUUUAAAAAAAUUACACAAAUACAUACAGACACAUGAAAAUUACGCGAUUAUUGAAAAAAAGCAAAAAAAAACAGCCCACGCAGGUAAACGAACAUUGAAGAGAGCUAAAAUAAAGAAUAAAACACACACACACACACACACACACACACACACACACUAGUACACUAAAAAAAAUAAUAUACACGGCAGACAUAUCAAGCUAUUGAAAAAAGAAAAUAAUAUUAAUAAUAAUAAUAUUAAUAAUAAUACUAUUAAUAAUAAUUAUGAUAAUUAAAAGAAAAAUACUAUAUAAUAUUCAGGGAAGGAUCGAGCCGAGUGAAAAAUCUGGAGAGUGCGGAACGCUUCCUCAAAAAAGUGAGAAAAACCUUUCGAUCGGGAAGUCGAACGAUUGGGAUUAUUCGGAUUGGGUAAAAUAUGUUGAAACGUUUUGAAAAAAUGGUUUGAAUCAUGUUUUUUUUUUUUUUAAUUUGAUGCGAGAGUGCACUUGAAUCGAUGCUCGAAAAUGGCAGUAAAUUACAACGAAAAUAAAGUCUUCUCUGAUAAAAUAUUAGUCGAGGAUGCGAGAAGAGGCCCAGGAAGGUGCUGUGCGUUCGAGAUAAAAUCACUCGAGCGUGAAACAUGAAAAUCGAAGGGAAAAGGGGCGAAGAUUGAUGGAAAAUUGAGCUUUGCCAGAACUUUAACGCGGUGAGUAAAAUAAUGAAAUUUUCGGUUUUGUCAACGAGAAUACAGUUCAAUGAUUCUGGAGGGCGGCCCGGUUCCCCCGGUCGUUUUACUCCGCCCGGUCCUCCCCUAUAGAAGCGCGAGAACGCGCAAAUGCGGCGUUUUGUCACGGUGUUAUUCAAGAGCGAUGUGUAAACGUUUAAAAAAACAACCCAAAGAAACAAAAAGUAAUAAUCGACUAUAAAUCGUACGAAGCAGAGGAAACGACUGCUCACGAAUCCCGCGUCAGUAAAUUAUUUAACAAAGCGAAAGAAAUGAAAAAUGGGAAAUAAUCACCACGACACGGAAUCACUCUUCGACCUUACGAAACUCAAGAAUAAUAAAUAAAUAUUUAAGAAAAAUAAAAAAACCUUCUCAGCACAUUAACGAGGAAAGUUCGACGGAUCGGUUUGUUUUUCGUCUAGUUUUUUCGUUGCAGCACCGACGUGACACUGUCAAGGCAAAUUGCCCAGAUUUUUUGCUCCAAUUUUCGUGCUCCUCUGGCCUGCUUUAGGGAAUUUUAGACGAAGUCGACUCGUCAAGUUUCGCUUUAACAUGAACGCGGAUCGGUUCCUCCUCACCGAACAAUUUUCUUUUUCAAUUAACUUUUACAAAGAGCUCUUUCCACACGAACGUUAUCAUCGUUUGUCAAAACAUGGAAAAUAUAUUUUAUUUUUUAUUGAAACAGUAACAUCCAACCUUGUUGUACGAAUCGAAAUUCCAUUGGAAUUUACAUCCUUACGGACCGUGAUCGAAUCGAUAAAACUGCAUGAUAAAUAAGAACGAUUUAGCUCGAAAAUGAAAUUUCGCAAUGAAAAUUGACCUUUCACGACUGAUUUGAAGCAUUUUUAACUCAAUUUUGUUGGGUUUACGCUUAGGUUAACAAGACGCAUUUUCCUAUUUGCGUUCGACGUCGAUUUCGUCUGAUCUCCCUUAAAAAAGUAGCACUCGCGAGCACGUCCAAACGAACAACGUGCGUGUACCAUUAAUUUUCUCUGCACUCUUGACAAUUGCAACGACGAGAGAUCAACUUUGUUAACGGGACUCGGUGUGUGUGUGUGUGCUCGUUAGUAGCGCGAGUGUAUUGGCUAACCUGAGUGCAUAGAGGCGAAGAAGAAAAGAAUGACGAGAGUAGGAGGGCGGGGGGGAAUUCGAAUAAAUUCGGGGGAGAGAAUUGUCUCGGCUGGCCGAGAGUUAGACAGUCGGGAGAGGUGAAAAUUCCUGAGAAAACGAGGCUUUCUCAAGCUCGUGAAAGCUGCGAAGAGAGGCUGACAAGAAAAAACGAAAAAAUAGUAGCAAGCGCGAUGAAGAAAUCGAAAAAAAACGAUCGAAUUGAAAGAGCAUCAGAACGGACGUAAUUCGCGUUAUAAUUUCGCGCUUCCUCGAACCUUCGCACAAUUAACUCGCUCUAUUAUCAAUCUCUCAAUUCUCCACGGAGAAGCAAAAAAAAUCUACUAUCGACGCUAAGGGCUAAGAAAUAUAUAUCGUACGAAGGCAAAAACCUCAAUAAAUAUCGAAUAACGAAGAUUAACGAGAGAAAGAAAAAAAAAUCGUGAAGAAUUUUACCGCGAUUCCGAAAAUCAAACUGAUUUCAACAGAGAUUAAUAAACUUUCCACUGAAAUAAACGAUUUCUUCGUUUUAUUUGGAAUAAAAAAAAAAAAAAAAAAAAAAAAAACGAGAAUAAAACAUGUUAUUGAGCUGGAGACGGAAGGGAGACCCGAUUAGAACGAAAAAGAUUACCUAAAAGAGAGAUGAAAGAAAAAAAAAACAAAAUAAGAAACAGAAUAACAUUAACUAAAAAAAGAGAGCCUACUAGUAAGCUUUAUACUAUUUAUAUAUAAAAAUCGAUUAUUAAUAUUUAUAGGUAUAAACUAGAGUGAUAUAAUUAUUAUAUAUAAAUUAUAUGCAUCUAUAUAUAUAUAUAUAUACAUAUACAUCAUUACAAACGCACAUUAUAUAUAUAUAAAUGUAUAUAAUGCUAUUAAUAAAUGAUAGAUAAUAAUAUAUAUGAAAUAAAUAUAUAAAUAAAUAUAUAUAUAUAUAUAGAUAUUUAUUAAUAAUAACAACGAUAAUAACGAUGAUGAUGCUAAAAAAAGUCAAUGGGGAUAAGAGAGCGAGAAUAGUACGAUAAAUACGUGUGAAAAAUGGCUUUUUUAGUUAGUUUUGUUUGUUUGUUUGUUUGUUUGAUUGUUUGUUUGUUUAGUACGAGAUGAUUUGUGAAUGAAAUUAUAAACGAUUGAAACAGUACACUUUGAUAUUUAAUGACACAUACUGCGGAUUAGUCUGCCUUCUAUACUCGGUUGAUACUGGCUCUCAUCGUCUAUCGCAAAAAUCUCGGAUUUUCCGAUUAUUAUUAUUAUUAUUAUGGGACACUCGAAGACUAAUGUGGAAUGUUUGCAUAGUCAGAGCCUCUGGAGAUAAGUCUGCGGGAGGUUAUGGCGUCGAUCGUUCUCAAUGUUGAGUUUUUCGUGGGUUUUUGUCAAACGGUCAGUUACGAUAGUGGCUAAAGCUUUGCAGAUUAUUCGAGAUUCGAUGAUAUUUUCGUAACCAAUAAAUGAGUUCGAGCAUCUUGUUUGGCGCGCUGGACAAAGACACUUUCUUGACCGGGGAAAUCGGAGCCUCGCUCGUAUAAUCGAUUUCUGGUGAAAAGUGCGUAAAAGUUGACAGGGUUUUUACAGCAGUUCGGAGAAGCGAUAUUGUGGGCGAAAAUGAAGGAAUUCGAGGAGCGGAAUGAAGCGAAUUUAUUUCUCUGAUAGCAUCGUGUCUGAAAGUAUUUUUUUCUUCAGCCCACUGAAAAAUUUUACUCAUCAUGAUGAAAAAAAAACGUUUGCGUAAUGGAAAGAGAAAAUGGAAUUUGCUGGACUUUCUUGAAGCACUUGGCGAAGCGUGAAACGCGGGGAGUGUAGCGCGGCUAAUAACAUGACUAAUUACGAGAGCGCCGGGGCCGCCACAAAUCACUCGACGAUCGAUCGCUUCUCGAGAAAGAGACGGAGAACGAAAAUAAGAUUUUUCUCUUUUCGUUCCGUCUCGCUCUUCCUCAUCUCCGCUUGACGUUCUCGCUCGCCAGAGCCUGCUUCCAUCCCCAAUCUCUCACCCUCUGCCCUCCCUCCUUUUUCUUUUUUCGGCCACCCUCGAGGGGCACGCUUUUCUCUCGGAAGAGGCGCGAGGGGAGACUGCCCCGAGGGGGUUGGCCGAGUGUCGAUUCUCCCGGGAGUUGAAGGCACUCGAGGGUGAGAAAAAAGAACGACAGGCAGAGAGAAUCAGAGAUAAAUAAAAGAAGAAUGGAAAAAGAGGAACAAAAAGGAAGAACAGGCUAAGAAAGCCGGCACGAGGACGACGCCAACCAGACUUUUUGCCACCGUGCUGCUGCUGCUGAUCAUUGCAGAACGAGUCUCAAUCGACCUCGUCGUUUCCGACGUUUCGGGAGCCAAAAUCUCCGCCACGAUCUUCCAACAGAGAUGAAAUAAUUGCUUCAAUUAUAUUUUUAUUAUUUUCAUUUUUAUUUAUACUCUUGCAAUUUUUAUUUGCGGAAUAGUCGAUCGACCUUAAGGCCUAAGACGAGAAGUUUGAUGAUCCCGAAUAUUGAGAGCUCUGAUUCAAGGAGUAAAAGUCGAGAAAAAUUCCAUAAAAAUGGAACAGAAAAAAGAUUUGAAGCGUCCCUGCUGCACUUUUUUCAAUCACCUGCAAUGUUCAUCGCGCAAUGUCUGCUCCCCCGUCGCGUUUCGUAGCGAUCCGAUCUUCACUCGAUUCGUUAACUGUAAAAAAAACUCAGCAACGAGUUGCUUCGUUCGAGGAAGAAAAGUUUUUGGAUUUCGUUGAUACUUUGAGCGAAAAUGUUCAAGCUUUUUUUCAAUUUUGAGCCCUCUCGGAUCCUCUCGGAUUUCUUCAGGAACUAUUUUUUGCAUAAAACAUUUAGAGAUGUAGAAAAAUUGAGGGGGAAUCUCAUUCGAGUGAAGAAAAGUCAAGGGAGUUGAAAACCCGAAACUUUUUGCUUUCUCUCGAGAUCUUGAGCUCGUUCUCACGGCUGACAAGAAUCCGCCAAUCGUUGGCUCGAUCGAUCGACCAGUACUCCUCGAGGAAGGACUCCGUCUCGCUUUAACCAACUUCGUUAUACGCGAAAUACACGUGGUGGGCACAUAUUUGCGCGAACACAGUCGAAGCAAGCGGAUGCGACGUACGCGCACAAAUGCAGGGGACAGUACGCUCCAACCGGAGCUGCUCCUCGUCGUGAACCCUUCCAAGUCCUCCUACCGGAUUAUUUUGCCCGAAAAACGCGUGAGCAUCUCUCUACGCCACUCGCCACGAAAGCGUUAAAAAAGUGAACUAAAAACACGUUUUUUCUGUGGAUUUUUCGUGCUCAUCCGCUUUGGCAGAAGGUUGAUCGAAAAUUUUCGUCUCGAAUUUGAAAGAAUAUGCAAAGAGGGAUAAAAAGGGUUCACGAAAUGCACGGAGGUCGUUCGAGCUGAUGAGAAACGUCCUUUACAUAUUCUGUAGAUUGAUCGAGUGUUAUUAAACAAGAGGCACCACCCGGGACGAGGAGAGCCGCAGUUACGCCCUUCAGCAUCCGCGUGGAUAAACAAGAAGAUGUAACAAGAACCCGGGGGAUGAGAGAAAAUUGGUUGAGUUGCUCGCUCGAGUUUGCUCUCGUCAGCGUCGAGAAACACUCGCAAUAAUCAAGCCCAACCGGAGCCCAUUAUACGAUCGCCUCGAGGUUACUCGCUUUUCCAGUUCAUUUCACGCAAAUACAAAUAGUUUCAGGCAAACACGAGUCUCGUUAAUAUUACCGUAGACUCGAGUGCAAAAUCCAUCUCGUUCGAUACCAAAAAUUCUGUCAAACAAAACGACUCGCUUCAUUCUUCAUCUUGUAACAGAAGGAAAAAUGCCAAACAAUUCCGUCGACGAGGAAAACAAAAGAAUCUUGUCCCGAUUAAUCGCUACAAUAAUUUCCGAAAUAUCGCUGCUUUGCGUGCUUUACGAAUUCGCGUACUUCUGCAAGUGGCAGGAAAAUAAAUUUCGUAAGAACGUCGAACGCGACAAUGCUCCAGUGGCGACAUCUCGAAGUCCAAAAGUGUUUCGUAACGUUUCUUUUCGAAGUCGCGAGCUGCCAUGAGAAAUUUUCGAGAGCCUGAAAAUUUGAACUCGGAAGCGAAGAGAGCUCAACGGAACGAACGAGAGCGAUGACGAGGCCUAAGCUCGAAGAAUCCAAGUUGGAAUGGACAGUUUACUUGUGUUGCAGCGAAUAAUCUUGAAAGUGUUUUAUUCCUCAUUCCCUUUGUGAUUCCAUCGUCGUUCGUUCCCUCAAUUUCCUUUCGCACUCGCGCGGAAAUAUGGAAAGAAAAAGCCGUGCUUGUGACUCGUCCCGAGGCCAGGGAUAUUGGUGACCGAACUCUCGACGGAUAGAAUUUCACAGGAGCGAACGCCAGCGCGGCAUCAAUGAUACCAUAAACGCAACUCACGCACUGGCACUUAUCGGCUCUUCUCUGAUAUCGUUCUUUGUAUGCAUACUCGGUAGCCGAUAACUGAUCGUAAAAGUUGAUCGUUUGUGUAGGUUAUGGAGGAGGAAAUAGUAUUUCUGGAACCAAGGAGGAGCAUCGAUUUCGUCGUUAAACUAUGCUUUUUAUUCUUCUCUUGAUCCUCGCGUUUCUUAUCAUCAGAAUCGAAAAAAGGCCAAGUGUCAAAGUUUGUUAUUAAUGCGAACGGAAAGAGAUUGAAGCGCGAAUGAAAAGCGUGAGAAUAAUCGAGAAGAGUAGCAGGCCUGUGAAGCGUCGUAAGGCGCGUUGCAUCUCGCACAUUCGUCGGCUUCACAUUCGGACGGGGAAUCGACAAAAAAAUGCCUGCACACAAUAUCGCAGCGGUCAAGAGACGAAGCCUCAAACGUACUCCCGGGACUGGACACUGCAGCGGAGACAGCGGCAGAAUGGGAAGGGGGAAUGGAAGGAGCGGAGAGAAAAAAAACGAAGCGAGAGCAAAAGCCUGUCCCCGCGCGGCUGGAACGUUUCCAGGAGAGCGCCCGGUGCCGCUCCGGCUUUUCCCUUCUUCCACGUUCCCAUACAUUCGUAUAACCUAUUGAUUUUUUAUUUCGUAUCCUCGGGGUUAUUCGAGUGAGCGAAGAGCGUGCGGCUCACGUAGUUGGGAUUAAAUCCGGGCUUUUUCCUCGCUGAACGGGCGAACAGACGCGUGACCGUCUCCGGGGCUCGCCGCGUAGCUCAACGCGGACGAAAGGCUCUGCGAAGAGUUUGCAAAACACGCCAACGACCUUGCCCCUUCGUUUUUCGUCGACGAGCGCAAAAAUCGAGCCCCGUUCGCGCCUCACGUAGAAUCUUUGUCGGGAAUCGACUUACGACUGCGAUGCGCCGACGUUGACAUGUCCAGAGAUUUAGCGCGAACCAAUCGACGGUGCGGCUGACAUGCUAGAAGGCGAAAACGCUUCCCCCACUAGGCUCGCUUGCGCCACUUCACCGGAUUGGCGAAUGCUAGUCUCGCGAUAUCCAACGAACGGUAAGUCGACGGGAAUAAAUUUGUGAGGACUGUUCUUUCCAAAAUUUCGCGACUUCGGGCCAGUUCCGCCCGAACCGUCACUCGAGACUUUUUCCAUUCGUGCACCAAUUGCAACCUUCACAGAUCAGCAAAUCGUCGUCACGGUACUGAGAACCAAAACCAAGAUUUUUCCUGUUUAGGCCACAUCCUCACUUCUGUAAAUACAAAAAGAGCAUAUUUUCUUAAUUUCAUUGGUUUUUCAACUUUCGUUUGAACCCUUCGAUAUCUCGGACGGGCUCGUUAAAGUUUAAAGCGAAGUUUCCAUCGCGUAAUGAAUUUUAUUAUUACCAUAAAGAAGAUUCUGUAAAAAACCGUGAACAAUAAAGACAAGGAAGAAAGAGAGGGGAUGGGAAGGUGAGAAAAUAUAAAUGAAGCCGUCGAAACGUGCAUCGAGCCGUAAGAAAUCGGGUACCGAUGCAAAAAAUACAGAAGUUCAAAUAAUUCAUUGAUGAAUAUAUAUAAAGUAUGUACGUUGAAAACAAAAGAAAAAAUUUUAAAAUAAACGCGCCGAGCACGGUCCACAUUGAAAAUGUAUUGGCUCCUGUAACCUACCAUCCACCAUUUCACAAGUCUAAUGAAGAUAAAUAUUAUUCACAAUGGACUCUAAACAAUUUACACAGAGUUUUAACGGUGUUGAUAAAUAUACGAGAGAAAAGGAGCACGAGAGGGAUAUAGUCGAAAAUAAAAUAAGAACUAAUGAGCGAAGCGACUCGAUGAAUUACGAAGUAACGAGUAAGAAAAUAAAAAGGGGCUCGUAGAUGAAGCAGAAAUGAACAUUUUCAACCAUACGAACGAAUUUUAAGCUGUUCCCUAUGUGCGUGGCGCCAGGCGUCCAUUGCAACUAUAAAGAACGAACAACAACAAACAACAAGAGCAACAAAUAAGACAAAACAUUCGUGUGCUUUGACUGUCGAAAUAAUAAUUACAAUAAUAAUAAUAAUAAUGAACAUUAAAUAUCAUUAACAAUGAUAAUUACACUAAAUUUACCAUUACGAUAAUAAUAUCAACAAAACAAAUAUAUAUGAUGGCGAUUAUUAUUAAGCAAAUAGACUUAUUUCAUUAAUUAUAAGUAUACCGAGAUGUGUUUGAUUUUAAGAGAUUCAAUGUGGCUCUAUGUAUGUAACAAUAUUCGUGUAAAAGAAACGUGAGACAUUACUGAGGCGCGAGCAUAAAAAAGAAGCCAACAAUAAAAGCGGUUAAAUGAACACACGCACCGCGACACUCGUAUACGCAUGCAGCCACAAAACCGGCGAGCGAGGAACGAAAAGGAAAAAAAAUAUAAAUAUAAACACGCGGACAUAAUAUACGGCGUUACGAUGAGCAGAGGGCGCCGCAGUCUCUCCUUUCGUCGUUGAUUUCGAUACUCGUAAGAUCGUCGACCACCUAAAUAUAAUUUAAAUAUAGUCAAAUAUCUUCGCGCGCACACACACACACACGCGCAGACACACAUGCAUAUUAAUGGAUAUGCACAUUCAUGUAUAUACACAUAACAAAAACAAAAACAAACGGCAGCCUUUCCCUUUCUCUGAAACAGAGUCUUCGUACGUGAAAAAUAAAGUAGAAAUAUAAAAAAGAAAGAAAAACAAAAGAAGAAGGGCAAAAAGGGGAGGACACACGUUCUACGAAUAAUAAUAAUGAUAAUGAUAAUAAUAAUAAUAACAAUAAUAAUGCUCUGAUUAAGAAAGCCACGUCGCAAUUCUGCCAGGCAUUUUUAUGUUCGUUCGUUUGAAUCUUUUGUUUUACGUUUUAUCUUUCGAAAGCUCUUGUUUUUAUGACGUAUUCGUGUAGGGGAGGAAGACAGCGGAAGCUUCGAAAACGUGCAUAGUAUUUCGUUGCAUUCGCGGUAUAUAUGAAAAAACGUAGUUUAUUCAGCUUGGUGCCUAUAUUUAGAGACUGUAUAAAGCUACGAAGAUGAGAAAAAGUGUACUGGAAAGUUGGGAGGAAUUUGGCUAUGAUAGCGAUUGUUCUACGUUGUUGUUUUUACAUAUGUCAGAUCUUGUUUUUGUUUGGUUUUUUGUUCUUUCUUCGUUGCUGGGUAAUAUAAAAUCUCUGCGAUUCACUUCCGGUUGAUGGAGCUUGAAUAAAUAAAGCAUGAAGAAGCCUUCGUGGCUUCUUUCAUAAGCUACUCAAUCAAUAUAUGACCGACGUUAUUGUUUACACUCGAACGUAGAGCGAAACAUCGAAAAUUUCAAAUAAAAAAUUGAAUUCGCCGUUACCUCGUGUCAUGGGCUUUCAUUUUUUGUGUAAUUUAGCCUCACUCGACCUCGAUUUAUCGAACGGUUUUUUUUCUUUGAAUUCUUCCCCCUUACGCGAGCCUACAACGUUCAAGUAACGUUUACACUUUCACACGCGCUCUUAUCCCGCUGUGCCGUUUCUCCAAAACGUUUUUCGGACCAGGCAGCAACUUUGAGAAAAUUUUAUACACUGCACGCGCCAGUGUUUGCUCCCAUGUCAUCUCAUUUUCACUAAACGUCUAAAAGUUAAGUUUCAGACCAUUUCAAACCAGUUGACGGCCUUCGGAUGGGUACGGGGAGCUUCCUGGACAACGGUCCUUAAAACUUCUCCAAAAGCUAUCCGGAGGAUGUCGAACGUCUCUUUGGAACAGAAUAAAACUCGCUUUUUUGUAUUUCCGAAUGACAAUCUCCACGUAUGCCAGCUGGAAGAUCACUCAACUUCGUUUCAUACCGUUUUAAUAAUUUUGAAUAAAAAUUUUCGUUUUCAACUGAAUUUUCGAAAUUGUUGCCUGGUUUGGGGAAGCGGAGGGGCUGAGCGGGAAGAGGCCACGAGCCGCCACCUAGUGGUGAACUAUUGUAACUUCUCGCGGGCAUGUUAAAGCCUAGCGGCGUAAACGCGUGUUUGGGUCAGUGAAACUGACGUUUACGAGAGUCCUCAGAGGACGUAUCCACAAUUGACGUUUGCUUGCCGAAUAAAAUCGCGAACGGAACUGUCAGACACGCGACGAGAGAAACGCGUCUCCCAAUGUACAAAUUUGAUCAAAAAUAAAAUGUUUUGUGAAAAAAGCGUAUGCGAAAGAGCGAACAGAUCGAGCACAAGGAAGACCCAGAAACACACACACACACACGCACUUGCAAUUCUCUAAAGAGUAACGAUAUAAAAUUAAGGGUUACGGGGACAGUCGUUAGAUUUAUAGAUCGUACCUUCCGAAAUAUUGCUUUUUUUGAGAAUUUCCAGGCGCGCGCCUCUACGAUCGAUCAUUAAAGAAGCUGCGUAACCAAAAGCACACACCUCAAACAAAAAUCUUUAGGAAACAAUACUAUCCUGUGUAAUAAAUGCUUUUGCUUGAAAUGAGUGAAAGAAAAACGACGAAAAACGAAGAUUAAAUCGAUCGUUCAAGUACAUCCUCCGUUUCGUUGAUAUUUCUUUCGAGUCGCAGCGACGAUCAAUCAAUUUUCGAUAUUAAAUAUAUAUAUAUCUGAAUAUAUAUAUAUAUAUAUAUAUAUAUAUUUUCCAAUCAAAGUUAACGCAAAAUUCCCCAUCCUGUCAAAUGGGAUUUAGCGUGUUUCGCUGGAAAAGUAGCCCGCAGGCCUAAAUACGCUCUAAUUGUUAUUCUAUAAACAAAUUUUUAAAAUAAAUGAAAAACGAGAGAAAAAACAAAGCUACAUACGCCCGGAUAAGAAGAUAACACGGAUAAAAAAAAAACUAUCAUCUCCCGAUGGGGCAUACGAGUACGUGCCCCCGUAUGCAUAAUCAUAAAUAUAUAUGUAUAUAUUGAAUCGGGUAAAUUUGGACUGGCGUAUCGAAUGAAAAAAAUACCAAAAAAAAAAAACAACAACAAAACAGACACGCAUACAGAACACACACGACAGAUGAAAACAAAUUAUCAUAAUUAUAUUGUGUACGAAUAAAGUACAUAGCGAGGCCAAGAAAAUAAGACAAAACUACCGUGAGAACGAAUAAAAAAGAAAAAAAAAUGGCCCCGGCGCGAAUUCACGACGUUGAAGAAAGAAAAAGAAUAAAAAAUUCAAAAAAAAUUAAAUUAAAUUAAAUUAAAAAAAAAAAAAAAACAAUUCAUACGCGUAAUAAAUCAUCGUUCUCUCGAGAUCUUUUUCGUUUCUCUAAUCUUAUAUAUAACUAUAUACAUACACCCUUUUCCCACCUUUAUAUAGAAUCGCCAAGCGAUUUAUAUAGACACUGCGAAAUAUACAUAAAGAUGACAGAACAAAAGAAAAUAAGCAAAACAAAAAAAACAAAAAAAGAACAAAUAUAAAUGUGUAUAUAAAUGAUAUAUACGAUAAUAAAUAAAUAUAUUUAAAAAUAUAUAUAUAUAAAUAUAUAUAUCACUUGUAUACACGUGUGAACGAUAUAUUGUAUUUACAUUAUAUGUUGAAGGGCGAAAGUAUAAAUUGACAAAGAAGAUUAAUAAACGAACCUCGAAGAAAAAAAAAAAAAAAA